Caenorhabditis elegans is the source of this 827-nucleotide messenger RNA. The record is from the annotation of a RefSeq genome assembly. Lineage: Eukaryota; Metazoa; Nematoda; Chromadorea; Rhabditida; Rhabditidae.
UUUAAAACCCUACAGAGAUGGUUCGAUCGUUUCGAAAAUAGCGACUUUUCUUUGAUUGAAAAGGAAAGCUCAAAGUUGGAUUUGAAUGCACCAAAAGCCAGUGUUGCAUCGGAUCCGUUUAAAAUUACCCGUGAGCUUGCAAGCACGUUUGGGGUCUCUCAUAACUCCAUACCAGAUAUCAUGAAAUUGCUCGGCAUGAGAAAAAUUCUUGGUCGAUUCGUGCCUCAUUAUGUGACACGUUCCAACCUUGGCUGCCGAGUUGAUGUUUGGUUGGACCCGCUUAUUACUAGAAACGGGAAGUGGCUGUUGUGCGCUAACCACCACAUACAAGCCCAAUGGAUUGGAGAAGGACAAAGCCCACAUGAUGUUCCGAAACUCGGCCUUCACCCAAAAAAAAGUGUGCUCUUUGUUUGGUGGGAGUGGAUGGCCCCCGAGCUGUUACCUGAUGGUGAAACUAUUACCGGAGUGACCUACUCAAGACAACUAUGGAAUUUGAAGAAAUCAGUCGAUCGUUCAGCCUUACAGGAUAAGAAAGUAUAUUCCCAACAUUAGAACGCUGAACCACAUGUUGUAAAACAAGUGGUGCAGCAAGUGGCAAAAUAUGGAUGAGUGAUUCUACUUCAACCACCGAAUUCUCCUAACAUUGCUCUAAGUGAUUAUUAACUUAUCUCCGAUCUGACUCGUGUCCUUCAAGGUAGAGCCUUCAUAACAAGAGAAAAUUUCAAAACGGAGAUCAAUCAAUACUUUGAGUCCCUGCCCGCUGGAUUCUACAGGCUGGGGAUCCACAAGUUACCUCAACGCUGGUAGGACAUUGUUGAUCAUGAUGG